Dipodomys spectabilis (banner-tailed kangaroo rat) is the source of this 3546-nucleotide messenger RNA. Its product is annotated as spermatogenesis-associated protein 31E1-like. The record is from RefSeq and is a predicted model, not a curated record. The transcript has 4 exons. The coding region runs from base 1 to 3546 and encodes 1181 amino acids. NCBI's taxonomy places the organism in Eukaryota, Metazoa, Chordata, Mammalia, Rodentia, Heteromyidae.
AUGGAUAUGAUCCUUGCCAUUGUGGGUGGCGUGGGGCUCUACCUCCUGCUACUGCUACUCCCCUGCUUCAAGGAAAAUCCAUCCUCACCAACACCUGAGAGAAAGAACAAACUGACGAAGUAUUCUGUGGAGAAAAGAGGCCAGAUCAAGUGCAAGAAGAAACGAGCUGCUCUGAAAGGUAGGCUCCGCACUUUCUCCCAAGGGGAUUUGAUCUCGGUCUCUGUCAGCAAGAGCCAGGCCACCAAUGCCCUAGGGAAACUCGAUGACACUGGAAGCUUUCAGCGUUUCUUAAAAGGAGAUGCCUUAGGUGAAGUUUUCAACUCAGAAUCUGCUACAGCCCACCCGUCAGCGAGGGACUCUGAGGAGGACACUUUCUCCAGCACAGUGUCCCUGAAGGCUUCCCCAUCUCCUUCACCCCAGGGCUUGCAGCCUCUGGCCUCUACCUUGUCACCAGUCCACAUGGGUUCCUCAGUUUCUGUUGAGUCACACUCAUCCCAGAGUGUGUCUCAGCCUCCGGAGCCGUCGAUUGCUCUAGGAGAAGGGUCUUUUCCCUGUUCUCAUUUUCCUCCACCUGUGGCCUGCACUCCACCCAGGCACGACUCACACUCGGGUCUUCCCCCAUGUGACAUCAGGGAAGUCCCACCAGAAACCACCCCACAGAGCUCUCCAACCAACAGCUCUAGGGUGCCUUCUCCUAUUCCAGCCCUCAACUCUGAUCUCCUGGAUUUUCCAGACAGAGUGAAUAGUAAGAGAGAAAAGCUGAAAUCAGCUUGUCAGGAAAAAGAACACCCUCUGGAUUCUCGGGGGAACACGAUGAAGUCACUAGGCAGUGCACAAGACACUGCCAUCCCUCAGCCCCUCUGGAACAGCGAGGGAAAACCACAGCAGCUUCCUGAAUCUCAGGAGCUGUUCUUCCCCAUGGUCUUGCAGAAAUGCUGCCAACUGUUCUGGGGCCUUCCCUUCCUGCACAGCGAGUCCCUGGUGGCUCCUGUCCAAAUGUCUGGUCAUCCACUAGACUUACCUUCUGUUUUAUUCAAUAGUUUCUCACACUUAGUGCCGGUACAAGUCCAAGCUAACGUACCUCCACCGUACUUUCUACAGCAGCCCUUACUGCAUCAUUUGGUCAAAUCACAACCCUUCACUCCAACUUUACCCUGGCCUCAGCCUUCCGCAGUGGCUGAGAUCCAGGCCUAUGCCCAUGACACGUUCUCUACACCAAUCCAAUCUUGUCCUUCACCUCCAGUGACGUCCUCUACUAUCCCACCUAUUGUUCAACAGCUAGAACAUCAUCUCGAGAAGAAACACCUAGAAUGUCAUAGAAUUUUACCUUCUGUGGUCAAACAGUCUCACAAAACCUUUAGUCAAGAUCAGGGCACCUGGAACCAGAGAGGCUCUAGCAACCAUUCAGAUGAGCUUGGCAGCCUUGAGAUGAGGGAAAAGCUGGAACAUCACCUCCAAGAGAGGCUCCUACAGCACCUCUGUAAAACAACCGGCAAGACCCAGCUGCCCCCUGAGAAUUUCACAGGAGCAGAUCAGACAGACCACAAACAUAAGUCUUUACAGAACUCUACAUCUAUAGAUAAUUGCUACCAGACUACUCAGAAAGCAGCCUCCGAGUACCCAGUACCCCAGCAAUGGGAGAACUCUAGAAAGGACCAGCAAUACUCUGUGAGCACAGUGAGAGCUCUAGACAGGGAUGCAGAAAGCUGCUCAGGGGAUUUUCUAGAGGCUAAAAUACAAAGCAAAGUAGAAAGUGACUUGAUGAGUCCAGGUAGUGAUUCAGGAUAUUUUCCCCCAACUCAUUCAAAUAACUAUCUAGGAGAAACCCUAAUAACCCAUCUCGCCACUAAAUGGGAGCAGAUCAAUAGGGACAGGGUCCCUAUGUAUGUUAGUCGUUCCCGGGGCAUGAUGGGUCAUGCCUUGGCCCCCCUUGAAAACUCCAAUUCUAGCAAGAACACUGGCGGAGAACCACCGUUGGAAACUAGGGAAACCUGCAAGAGCUCCUCCCAGGAGGUUUCCCACAUUGAUGCUGCCACUCGACAGCUGCUAGAUGUGCAUAUCAAGAAGCUUUGGGCAAAGCACCAGUGGAGCUUGUGCCUAAAGGUUCUCAAACUGAUAAAUAUCCUUACUAUGAAAAAUGUGCCCCCUGUGCCAACUUCACAGGGAGCUUCUCCCUACAUGGCCAACCACACAGUGAAGGAAGGUGCAUGCCAGAGAGAAGCCCUUCCCAAAGAACAAAAAGAGAGAGAGAAAACUGAAGGCCAUACCAUACAACCUUCUCAACCACCUUCACGACCUGAAAUCCGGAGGGGAACACAGUAUAAUAACUGUGGUCCCUUGGAGGUCUCUCCAACUAGAAAGGAAGGUAGACUGCUUUCUAAGACUCAAUCUUGUAUCCUAGUAGGAAGAAAUUGGCACGAUGACAUUGUGCCAAGAUCAGAGGGAAGCAGUAUAGAAUCAACUAAAAGCCAAGCAAUCAGCAUGUCUUUGACACAAGAGAAAGAAAACCUCUGCCACAGUGUGUCCAUCCAAGAGGUCUUUGCUCCACCCAAAUCUGAGAGCACAGAUCUCACAGAAAUGGAUGAGGAUGAAGAGAAACAGCCCAGUAACAUGGAUUUCAAUAACUUGAACCUCAGAAAUUCAGAACUGAGGACCAAACAAACACCAUGCUCCUCGAGAAUUUCAAUUUCUAAUCACCCAAGAGAAGAACAGGCAGGGUCAAGUACAAGCGAAAGCACUGCUUUUGAUGAUAUCCUGCAGGACUACAAUGUUAACGCAUUCCUGCAAGAUGGUGGCCCUGAGGUACUGAUUGCUGACGACAUGUUAGCUUCCCAGAGUUCUCUGACUAGCUCACAGAACCUUUCUGGAAGCAGCACAUCCACUUUCUAUAAGCCACGCACUCCCUUAUCAAGGAGAGGGCACAUCACGAAGCAAGAACCUAAGACAUCUAAACUCCAGCAGCCAUGGUACAGCAAAAUGUUUCAGGGUCCUGACGCAACACAGAGCAGUGAGAGGCCCAAAGCUACAACACAGAAGGCAAAGCCUGCAGGAAUGAGGCCCUCACAAGGCUGGAAGCUGAACUCUCCUGCCCAGGUCAGGAAAACAAGAACUGUGAGGAAGAAUUCCGUACCUGUGUCCGAGAAAGCACAGUAUCCCCCAGAGUCUCAGUUCGGAAACCGGAUAAAGAAGUUUUUUAUGUCCAUUUUUUCUAUAAAAGAGAAUAGUCAGGCAAACUCACUGCCAAAUUCAAAAAUCCAGUCAGCCAAUAGCAAGAACCAAGACUUAACAACAAGCAGAAUCCAAGACGGUGGAGGGCCUGAAGCCCAGACACUCGAGAACACCAUUGGGCGAAUCCUAGAAGAAGAAAUUCACCUUAGGCCUUCUGCCUCCAACAAAACUUUCCACAAAGAAUUUCAAGCCCUCACAGAUAGACAUUCCCACUCCCACAUGGCUCCUCCUUACCAAGGAGGCGGCCAAAUGAAGACCAGCAGGAGCUACUAUCAUUUCAGACAAGCUUUGAUAUUCGAUAAGUUAUAUCAAUAUUGA